AUGGACACAACACAGUCAACUGGCGGCGGUGGCAGAGUCAAAAGAAAGCAAUCGGGCAACAAGACCAAGACGCUGCCGUGCCCGCACUGCCAGCGACUCUUUGCUCGUCUAGAACACCUUCAACGGCACAUUCGCACCCAUACCAAAGAGAAACCCUUCGUCUGCGAGAUUUGCUCCAAGACCUUUGCGCGCAGUGACCUGCUGGUGCGUCACGAGAGACUCGUCCACCCAGGCGAGGAAGAGCAGCAUACCACACGGAAGUCGCACAAACACCAUAUUCAAAAUGCCAACGCGGCAAAGGAGGCCGCGGCCCGGGCGCACACACACCAUGGAGCUUCGAAUCAUUCCGACCCAAUGGACAUGGCGCCACAGCAGAAUCAUACCCUGCUGUCACCUCAGGCUGCGCACGAAGGGAGAGGGAUGAUGGACAUGCUGGAUCCGCAGCUCAUGCAACCUGCCAAUGGCAUCAGCUCGGUGGAUGGAAUGUCUGCACACCAGUCUUCGGUCAUCAACGCGCCAUCGCUCGAUCCGUCCUGGGGGUACGACUUGAACCUGCUCUCUCACGCCGCCAGCCAUGUCGCGUCUAGUGGUCAGGAUCACUACAUGUCCGGCCUGCCGCAAGUCACGCAAGAACAGCUCAAUGAGCCCUUGCAACAGAUAAUGCCGGCAGUCACAGAAGGACAGUACCAGCCUAGAAUGCUGACCGAAGGAUAUGGGCACUCGACUCCGAUGUUCGAACCUCCCGACCUCGGCGAUCCAAUGCAGGACUUCACCGUCUUCCUGGAUAGUGUCGGCCUUUCGUCUGAAUGGUACGCGAAUAUGUUUGGCCAUGAUCAGGUUGAUAAUUACAACUCACCUGCCGAGUUGAGAGGGGAUCACUUGAAUAUAUCAAGGCCUCAAUUGAACGGUGAGCAUCCCACCGAUAGCAAACUUGGAAUUCCUCAAGAUGAAACAAGUACAUUUUCGCGAUUUGGAUCAAGACUGCCGUCCCUUCAACCAGAAUCUAGAGAUUCUGACUUCACUCGGCCAGACCCUCCACGAAGUACGGUCGAAGAAGCCGAGGCCAAAGUGGUCAGGACAACCUGGGACGUCUCAGAUUCAGAUCGAUCCAUCUUUGCCUCCAAACUUGCCGCAUUCGACAAUGUCAUGCCCAAAGGUUUUAUCCCUCCAUCGAGGCAUUCACUAUCGAGAUAUCUGGCGGGUUAUGUCAAUGGCUUCCACGAGCACCUCCCCUUCAUUCAUGUGCCAACUCUACAAGUCGCAGGGAGUGCUCCUGAGCUCGUACUGGCGCUGGCCGCAGUGGGAGCGCAGUAUCGAUUUGAGAAUAGCCGAGGCAUAGAACUAUUCUAUGCCGCAAAAGCCGUUGUGUUGGAACAGAUACGGCGCCGCGAUGAGUCCUCGACGACCCACCUGUGGAACAGACCUCGAACCGGGUCAAUUGCUCAGUCGCCCGGAGGAGGAUUCACAAACCAAAGCCAUUCUAGCAGUCCGUUCCAAAUCUCUCCCGAAGAGGCAGCUCCUGCCGAUAGCAAAGAGCAGAUGGAUUCAAUACAAGCGCUCCUGCUGCUCACGGCCUUUGCUACGUGGGAGAGGCACACCGAGCUGCUGCGUGAGGCUCUGGCAUUCCAAAGCAUUCUAGCACGGCUUGUGCGAGAGGCUGGCCUUACAAGUCCAGAAAUCAUGCAGUCACCGGAGGAGCUGACUUGGGAGGACUGGAUUAAGAUCGAGGGCGAAAAGAGGACCAAGCUGAUCGUCUAUUGCUUCUUCAAUCUACAUUCAAUCACGUGGAAUGUCCCUCCGCUCAUCCUCAACUCUGAGAUCAAGCUCAACUUACCCGACCCUGCCAACGAGUGGAAAGCCACCAGCGCCGAACAGUGGAAGAAACUGCGACAAGUCAAUGCAGCACCGCAGAUGCCCUUCCAGACGGCGUUCUCUCGAUUGUUCACCAAACAGAAUCAAGCCACUGCUACUCCUAUCUCCCCACUUGGCAACUACAUCCUUGUUCACGCACUCAUUCAGCAGAUUUUCUUUGCACGGCAACUCUCGCUGGCUUGGCCCGGCGUAGCAGGAUCUAGUCUGCGCGUGGAAGACAUUAGCGUCCUCGAUAUGGGCCUCUCGUCCUGGAAAGCAGGUUGGAAACGCGCGCCUGAGUCCAGUCUAGAUCCUCAGAAUCCUAACGGACCAGUUGCAUUCACCUCGACCGCGCUCUUGGGUCUUGCGUACAUUCGUCUACAUGUCGACAUGGGCCCACUCCGCCACCUCGAGACUCGCGAUGCCACACAGAUUGCCACAGCUCUGCUCAACACGCCAGACAUCCGCCGCGACCCUCGCUUGACGCCCGCCCUCCUACACUCUGCUCAUGCACUUUCCAUCCCUGUCCGACUGGGGAUAGACUUUGUUGCACGCACACAGACCUUCUUCUGGUCAAUUCAACAUUCGUUGUGUAGUCUGGAAUGCGCCUUUCUCCUGAGCAAAUGGCUGUAUGUUCUGUCCAACCUGAAGAGCUCCGGCGGCGCCCCCGUCACAGAGCACGAAAGAAAACUACUUCUUUGGGUGCGGUCUCUCCUUGAUGAGACGGAAAUGACAGUGCCUCUCAACGGAGAUGCGAACGACCACACCGUCCUGAAUGAGUCGAGGGAGUUGUUGGAUGACACCCAGAAGAUGCGGCAAUUGAGUGUGGCGGUGGUAAGGGUAUGGAGUAAGACGUUCAAGGGGAAUACGAGCUGGGCGAUUGUGGAUAUGAUCGGCAGUGCGUUGGAGAUUUAUGCGGAUAUGUUAGAGGGUGAAAUGGCACAUGGUCAACACUGA
Molecule: messenger RNA, 2808 nt
Organism: Fonsecaea multimorphosa CBS 102226
Lineage: Eukaryota; Fungi; Ascomycota; Eurotiomycetes; Chaetothyriales; Herpotrichiellaceae
Exons: 2
Coding region: 1-2808 (935 amino acids)
Biological process (GO): DNA-templated transcription; regulation of transcription by RNA polymerase II
Cellular component (GO): chromatin
Molecular function (GO): DNA-binding transcription factor activity, RNA polymerase II-specific; zinc ion binding; RNA polymerase II cis-regulatory region sequence-specific DNA binding
Source: RefSeq, a predicted model, not a curated record